This is a messenger RNA of Staurois parvus, 1397 nucleotides long. The record is from the annotation of a GenBank genome assembly. Lineage: Eukaryota; Metazoa; Chordata; Amphibia; Anura; Ranidae.
AUGCCGGAGUCUGCAGCCAAUGAGAAGAUGGCGGUCCCCGCACCGCUACCCAUCCAUCACAGAAAUGCAGCGGCUGAUCUUAGGAAGAUGCGUCGGAUCAUCACAGAGGACUACAGCUGGUCCCUGGCUAUCGUCCCACUGCUCACCGACCUCUGUCUGCAGCACAUCGUCAAGAACUUUGAGCAUAAACCUAUUCUGGAUAAGUUGCUCCCGAAGCACAGGGUCAAAGUCUUGGACACUCUCUCCACCUCACUACCCCUUCAGGUGACGGCAAACCUGAUCAGUUAUGAAGAAUACUGGAGACGGUGCUGUGCUGAACAUUGGCCUAUCUGUGACGUCUCCCGCUAUGGCUCCAGCUGGAAGAGGUUAUUCUUCGAGAGACACCUGGAGAACCUCAUCGAACGAUUCAUACCUGAUGUGACUGAGAUACGGACCAUCUGUGAGGCUGCGGAGCUCAGCAAGGAGUAUGUGAAAAGGUUGGACAUCCAGCAGCUUCUGCCACCGGUGAAGGUAGAGAUGAAGAAGGAAGAGGAGGUCGAUGAGGUCUCUGAUGAAGGAAGUGAGGUCGGUGGUGACCUGCCAUCCAUGGACCACUUUGAUUUUAACCUUAUAGCCAAUUCACUCUGUGGUCUAGAGGAACUGCACCUUGUCUAUGGGGUUAAAGGUUGCGGCAUGAACUUUGAGUGGAACCUCUUUAGGUUCACAGAGCGGGACUGCGGUCUGCUGGCUGACACCUUCAAGACAUUCAGAAACCUGAAGGUCUUCAGGCUGCACAGGAGUAAAGUGGAUGAUGACAAGGCCCGUGUCCUGAUCAGGAGUUUACUAGAUCAUCCAUCUUUGGUUCACCUUGACCUGUCACACAACCAGAUCUCAGACCGCGGAGCCCGUGCUGUAGGCAAACUGUUGAACCAGAGCCAGCUUCAGAUUCUCAACCUGUGCAAUAACAACGUGGGGCCGCAUGGAGCCAAGGCCAUUGCUCACGCAUUGUCCAAAAACUGCACUCUCAAUACACUGAAUCUACGACUGAACCACAUCGGGGAUGAGGGCGGACAGGCGCUCUCUAACGCUCUGCUGAAAAACAGCACCCUGGUAACUCUGUAUCUGGGGGGAGCAACGAGCUGUCUGAACCCACAGCGACUGUCCUGGCACAGGUCCUCACCCAGAACAUGACACUAAAGAGCAUCAGCCUCUCCAGCAACCGCAUUGGCCUGGAUGGUGGGAAGCAGCUGCUGGAAGGGAUGUCGGAGAACAAAACCCUGCUGGAGUUCGAUCUGCGGCUGACUGAUGUGGGACAGGAGAGUGAAUUCUUCAUAAACCAGGUCCUGAGAAGUAAUCAAGAGCGGGCCCGACUACAGAGCCAACCAAAACCAACACCAAGCAAAACCCACAUGCACUAA